UACAGAAACUUUUAUAACAAAACAAACAUGUCCUGGGAAGGAAGAAUAGAGGAGCUUAGAUUUUACAAAUAUGGAUUUGGUCUGAUUUAAGGGAAGUUUGACUUUUGAUUAUUAUACUGAUUCUUGCACCAAUAAUAAAUUAGAAUAAACAAGAAAGUUGAUUGCACGUCGCCCCUAACAAGAGUAAAUAGUGCUCCUCCACUACUUGCCACGAGAUGUAUAGUCUUUUAUCCUGUAUUCUUAUAAAGAGAACGAAGACUGCCUUCCAAUUUGUUUUGAGAGACAGAGAUGAAGACGAAGAAGAUGGCAGUGGCUUUGAUAAUAGCUGCAUCUCUUCUGAUGGGUUGCUUAAAUGUUAGUGAAGCUUGGAAGGAAAAGCCUAGCGUUAUUCAUGUGGGAGGCAAAGUGCUAUGCCAGGACUGCUCUAAGGGCUAUAAUGAAUGGGUGAAAGGAGCCAAGCCCAUCAAAGGUUGUAGAGUAUCCAUAACUUGCCUGGAUGAGAGACACAGAGUGGCAUAUUACGGCAGCGACGAGACGGACGAUGAGGGUCAGUUUGAGCUGAUCAUCAGUAAGAUCCACAGCAACGGCAAGUCACUGUACACUGAGGGAUGCUCGGUGAGGUUGGUAUCAUCACCGGAUCCAUCGUGCAACGUUUUCACAGACUUCGGUGGGGGACGUUCAGGGGUGAAGCUCCAUCGACCCACCUCUGUAUACAGAGAUCUAAUUAAGUAUAUCAUUAGCCCUCUCUAUUUCACAACUCCCAUGUGUGACGAACCCCACGUUAAUUAUUAGAGCUCCAUUCUCCAUUGUUUUGUGGGUGGUGUGGCGGUGGGGGGUGGGGGGUUGGGAGUUUAAAAUAUUAUAAAAUGGAAAAAAAAUGUUGUGUAAUUUUGAUAUGUGGAGAACCGUGUUGAUUAAUUCCAUCAUUAGAUAUCUAAGGAAUCCUUUGGAUUGGUCACAU
This is a messenger RNA of Macadamia integrifolia, 961 nucleotides long. Its product is annotated as pistil-specific extensin-like protein. The transcript has 2 exons. Lineage: Eukaryota; Viridiplantae; Streptophyta; Magnoliopsida; Proteales; Proteaceae. The record is from RefSeq and is a predicted model, not a curated record. Bases 289 to 792 code for a protein of 167 amino acids.